Messenger RNA from Hydractinia symbiolongicarpus, 5703 nucleotides. RefSeq lists its product as uncharacterized. Bases 307 to 2946 code for a protein of 879 amino acids. The record is from RefSeq and is a predicted model, not a curated record. Lineage: Eukaryota; Metazoa; Cnidaria; Hydrozoa; Anthoathecata; Hydractiniidae. The transcript has 6 exons.
GGGGGCGACACGACUAAUGCGCUAGCCUCGGGUAACCACUUUCGUUUUUUUGUUUAUGUUUUUCUCCGCCAUCUUUUUGUUCUUUUUUGUAAAACGAGCCAGAUUUUUUUAAGAUGGCUGCUGGGUCGGUCGUGUGUGGCAAUCAAAAUUUUUUAUGAACUUACCCAUUUGCUGUGUUUUAAGUUCCGACUGCCCGUACCCAGGUUUCAUGGUCAAACUCUCACUAAAGAAGCCUUGAAGUGUACCUUCAACUAAGAAAACAAAUUUCUUUUAUAUAAAAGACAUUGAAAGGUUGCCGCUUAUGAUAUGGAAGGCAAGCAGGCAACAUCUGCAUACACAUCAGCGUACGACGAGCAAGAUUUGUCUAUUCUAAAUCUUAUUGCACACAAAUAUUAUCAACAACAAGCAAAGCAGGUACCGGUGUUUGAUUACCAAUACUUCGCUGCAACGAACUCAUUGCGUCACAACGUUGUUUUGGAGCAAGAAAAGAGUUUUGAACGCGUGCAAAAGUGGCUGGUCCACCAACACGAGUGUUCACGCCAACCUCCACCGGACGAAGACUCGUGGUCGUCGCUGAGAUCGAGCAGCGCGGUAGAAACUUAUAGUUCGCCAGUGUACCCCGAGGAAUGGAACUCUACCGAUUACUUCCCAAGGUAUAGGUCCGAGGAACAUAUUCAAACCUUCCAAGAUAAAUCUUUGGAUAAUUUCAAGUUUGGAAGGAUUGACCGAAAAAGGUAUUACUCGCCGAAUUUGAUGCGUCGUCGUUAUAGUCCUCGGCUAGAUCAACUUGUAAGUAAAAAGUCUCUGUAUACGACAAGAGAUGAAGAACACAUUUACACGGAUGAUGGAGGUGAAUUGAUGCAUGACACACCUACGCCAGUCAACUAUUAUUACUAUUCUGCUGACAAGGGGAACACCUUUCCACGACGUAGAAAACUAAAACUUCAAAACAGAAGUCCGAGCAAAAGACUUUCUUCACCUCUGAUGGGACAGCAGUUCGACUCUCCCUUUUUAACUCAGGAGACAACGACUAGCGCUUCUGACGUUGUUAUAAAACCAAGAAAAGUGAGGCCAAAGUCGGCGGUGGAAAGUCACUCGUACUUAUUGAAAAGUGUUAAUAAAAAAGACGCUAGCACUGCCGAAGAGAACAAUGGUUUAGUCAGUAGUACAAUUUUGGGUAAAAACCGUCUGUCACCAGAAAACUUUACGGAUACACCUUUAACUGUCACAAAACCGCUACACAAAGGAGAACUAUCGGGCUCUUUAACUAAACGCCCAAUUCAACCCUUUCAUGUUCGCAUGUCCUCUGCACCAGAGCCCACAAGAUUAUCAGAUGAUAAUGCCACUAAGAAAGGAGCAGCACGACGUAUAUCACCUCUAAUACGGAAAGUAAAGGCUUUCUCGUGGCCAAAACGAGCUUUACUUCCGGAAAGAGAUGCAAAUAAUUAUAGUGAGACAGAUGUUUUAAAGGGAAACAGUUUAAAUAAAACUGAAAGUGGUUACAACACAGAAAAGAGUGAGGAGAAAUUAAACAAUCAGGCUCUGCUUGAGCAUGAUAUCGAUAUCAGCGAAGCAAAAAAUAAUUCUGUUGGCCAUCUCGAUCGUAGUGAUUGUAAUAACAAUGAAAGCAACUGUGGCGAUUUAUACAACGCUGGAUCAAGCGAUGAUCCACCAGAAAGACCACCAUUACCCGUACAACGAACUGUUCAAGAGGUGCUAUCUUCCUGUUCUAAAUCUGCAAAAACUUCAGACUGUGCUAGCUCUAGUGGCAAUAUACAUAAGUACAAUAAGGGCAGACGAAACCUUUCUGAAACCGACGCGUAUUGUCACGACGUUCAUCGAAAGCGUCGCUGCAGUCAUUCUUCCAACUGCGAUUGUGUUUUACCACACAAUGAUUUAUCGAAAACAGUGAGUAUGAGCUUGAAAGAUCUUAUUCGUAUUCACGAACAAGAAAUUGCGCGCGUGUCUGCGGGAGCUUCGUCUAGUUUAAAAGCGCUGGACAAUAUUUUUGAAAACCCACGAAAGACAUCACUUGUAGAACUUAAGAAUAAACAGUCCAUGUCUUUGAAAAGACACACCACCAUUGGAUUAACGAAUUACAGUCUCGAUGAUUUCCACGAUGCCAACCUGAUCGAAUCUCACGGAACGUCGACCCAAAACUUAUCCUCUCAAAAUCUUUCCUCUUCCGCUAGUUUCGAUAACAAGUCUCACGAAAAAAUAUCUAAGAUUAACGACGAGGGGAAACCUGUCGAGUGCGCACUUCUGUCUGUACCGAAUACACCGCACACGCCCAGGCGAAAAAACGCCCCUGCUACUCUUCCAAAGCCGAAGAAAGCAUCCGUUGAUACUGUAAUUGUGGAACCAUCAUACAUAAACGUCAACAACGCACGCGAGCAAUUUGUUUAUUUAACGUCGGGUUUGGCGUCUCAAAAAUGUGACGCCGCCGUACAAACAGAUAACACCGACCCGGAAGAAAAUUACGAGGAAGACGUUUUAGCUGCAAAAAUUAAAGAAAUGAAAUUUGAAUUUGAACACGAGAGACGGAAGCUUCUGAAGAAACUUGAAGAACAAAAGAAGGUGGCUAACGCGUACCAGAAAUUGGAAGAUCGUUACCGUAGAAAAGUCUGUUCUCUUCAGAAGGCAAUGCGUACGUGUAGUUGUACGGAGAAUAAAUUGAAGGUGAUCGCACAAGAUGUUGCCAGACGAAGCAUCUCACCAAGCUUGCUACUGGAAAAUAAUCAAGAAAUAUCCGUGCAGAAAGUUGAUGGAAUCCUUCAUCAGUUAGAAGCUUGGUUGAAUCAUCAAUCGUUAGAUAUUAGCGAGAUUUCAUCCGUCAUUUGUUCAACGACUACUGACGAAAUUCAUCCUCGAUACAAAGUGACGUCAGAUUUUUUUUCCACUCCGCCAUUGGAAAUUAUCGACAAGAUAGAUGCGACGUCGGUUUAAAAAUUUUAAAAUUCUUGAAAUAUAACUUUUAUAAAUAUUUUUCUUUGUUAUUUACUUUUACUUUUUUUUAAUAUGUGAUUUCUUUUGUAAAUUUGGAAUAAAAUUUAUAUAUUAAAAUUUAAAGAUUAUUAAAUACAAAGUGCUUUCACUGAAAUACAUUUUUACCAAUUACACGUUUUUUUUAAAGAAACAUGCAUACAAAAAACAUAGGCUCAUAUUGGCAAAAAACUAAGAAACAUCUAAGAAACAUGGGCAGGCUUAAAAAGGAAGAAAACUAAACAGAAAGCACUAAAAGUGAAACAAAUCAAAAAUGUUUCCAUCAUCUGCACCCUUUCUGCCUACCAGCAUAGCGAACAGUAAAGAAAAUCAGAAAGAAACUCGCAUGAAAACACUUGCAUCGAUUUUUCUCAGGUAGGAAGUAUCAUCGAAAAGCAUGUUUUUGAAACAAAUGAGAAUAAGAAACAAAUAAGAAACAUUUGAGGCUUAUUUUCCAAAAAAACUUAGAAAGAUUGAGCCCUAAAGCCCAAAUAAAUGUUUCUUGUAAAAAAAAACCCGUGUAAUUGGUAACUAGUUGAUGAUGCGAGAUAUAUACAUUAUUGCAUCUUGUCUUUUUUAAAAGGGAUUUAACCUAAUCUCGUUUCUAGGAGAAACGGGAAAUAACCCUAAAACGAUGCUAAGAUUUAGCUUUUUAAUUUUUAAAUAUUGGAUUUUUGCGGGAAAAAAAAUUGUCAAAAUGACAGUUUGCAAAAUAUAUUUUACCCAGAACAAUUUUUUUUUUAUUUUUAAAGUUUUCUUUUAGCGUCAGCCUAAUGCUUUAAAAAAUUAAUUAGUUUAAAACAGUUUCUUUAAUUCAGGCAAGGUUUUGUUGCCAACCAGGAAAGCAGCCAGCAGCGCAACAACUGCCUGUGCUUCGCGCGAUCUACAACAGUGCAAUUGAGCUCUUCUGCCAAGCAAAAUUUGCAAAAUGGCCAACGACCGGGCAAAGGCCCAUCAGAAAGAAUCUCGUUCUCCUCCAAACGAUGCAAAAAGUAGUACCUAUAGUACUGGUGAUGAUUUAACUGUUAUUUCGAAAUGAUGGAGAGAUGUCUGAGUAUGAACGUGAUGAAACAAUUUCAACAUCUGCAUCCUUGAAUGAUUCCUAUUCAGUACAAACUUAUGCAGUAACAAAUGAUGACGCUUCUUCAACAACUCGGUCAGACGCUGAAACAACAACUCAAACUCCAAAUAUGGUGAAUUACUCUGAUAAUUCUUCGGAAGAAAGUGAUGUAGAAUUCCCACGGAAGCGUAUACGUACAAGGAAGAAGCAUCUGUGCACGUGGAGGCGGGAUUCGCACUCGUGGUGGACCCAAUGGUACUCAUGGGCGUGGACGUGGACGCGGUCCUGGACGUGGGCAAAGUACGCCUGACUUGUCAAUGGAGCCAGAUACAUGGGUGAGCCCUGCACGCCCUCGCGGAAGAUUCCUUUUAUAUCAAGAGAGCAUAUAAACACUAAUCCAGAUGACCGAACAAGUCCAUUUAGUGUCUUUAAAGAAUUGAUAACAAAUGAACUUAUUGACGACAUAGUCAAGUAAUGCUGAUAUUAUAAUGAAUGAUCCUGUUCAAGCUCAUAUGAACAAUAAGUGGAGAUCUCUAUUCAACCUCUGGAAAGACACGGACAGGGAUGAAUUAUGGAUCUAUAUUUGUUGCUGUCUGCUAAUGGGGAUGAAUCAUAAGCCAACUAUUCAUUCAUAUUGGAGUCGUCAACACAUUCUCUCGACUCCGAUAUUCAGUCGGCUUAUAAGAAGAGACCAGUUCAAACAGUUGCGAAAAAUAAUUCACUUUACUAAUCCAGAAACUGAAGAUCUCGUGGACGGUUUGAAAAAACUUGCUUGUUCCUUGAACAUUUGAUUUCAAAAUUCAAAGGAAAUUAUACUCCCUCAGAGCACUUCACGAUUGAUGAGUACCUUUCGCUUUGGAAGGGUCGAUUGAGUUUUCGCAUUUAUAUUCUGAGUAAAAGAGAACGGUAUGGUGUCAAAGUAUUUAUGUUAUGUGAAAGUCAAAGUGAAUACUUACUCAAUUUUAUUAUUUACUCAGGAGCAACAACAGAGUAUCCAAAUCCACCGGCCAACCUUGAUUUACCGUUCGAUACCUACAAAAGUCUCUUAAAAGUAGUUCUCUCAUUACUUCACGACUACCUCAACAAGGGAUAUUCUGUUACCUUGGAUAAUUAUUACACUUCACCUGAGUUGGCAGAAGCGUUGUUGCUGAAUGAUACAGACUGCUAUGGAACUUUAUGGAAAAAAAGCUAACCUCCCGAUGAUUUUUGGUUUUGGAAGCCAGCGAGAGGUUCACCACCGCAAGCGAAAUUUGAGGGUAAUAUUGGCGUUAUGCCAUGGAAAGAUGUCACCAAAACAAAGAGAAGGUGAAAUAUGUUGGCAUGUUGUCAACUGUCCAUGCAUUUAAAUUAUUGGAUUCAAAUAAGAUAGAUCGUAAUACCGGGGUAGAUAUUCAAAAACCGGAUGUCAUAUUGGAUUAUAAUAAAACGAUGGGUGGUGUCGAUCUAGUCAGUCACAUGUUAAUACUGUAUAGCACACAAAGGAGAAGAGUGAAAUGGUACUGCAAGUUAGCAGAGUUGUUUAUUGACAUCUCAGUGUAUAAUAGUUUCAUUCUUUGGAAGAAGAUGAACCCACAAAGCAAAAUCGAUCAUCUAAUCGAUCUUCUGUACCAUUCUUAUUGGGGAAAUUAUCACGUUUCACGCAUCUGCAGGCUCUUCAUCUU